AUGAACGGCUUCGUUUCGUCGACGGAAAAUUUGUCAACGCAAUUUCGCUACAGAAUAAUGUCUGACCCGCAACCCAAUCAGCUCGUCACAUGUCCUUAUAACAAGGCUCACCAGGUGGAACACUAUAGGAUGCACAUUCAUCUACAGAAGUGUAGGAAGCAGCAUCCGAACUGCAACAAGAGCACGUGCCCGAUUGAUUCAACGCAUAUCGUAAACGAUGUAGAACUGGACACCAAUAAGAAACAACGUGUAAAAAUCGGUACAUUUGAAAGCAUUGAUAUGCCCAUAAUUUGUGGUGUGGCGCACGGCAGUGUGGGCCAGAGUCUCUUUCUUGUUUAUAUAAACGAGCUUUGUGAUAAGCCGAGUAAUGCUACUAUAUUUUCCUAUGCAGAUGACACUGCAUUAAUAUUCAGGGGUGAGCCGAGGUCCGAGUCUCUAGAGGCGCCCUCUAAUCAUCCCGACCCCCAGCAUCGUACACCAGAGUCCAGGGCGACUCUACGGCCGAGUGGAGACACAUCCUCGUGGGGUGAUGCCCUCCUUUAUCACAUCACCGUGUGCCCCAAGAGACAUCUGUUGGACACCCAGAUGUAUGUAGUGGACGACGAACAGAGGCCGCCAGUGGAAGUUCAGCCGUUACCGUCGAUUUCACAAGCGCAAGAAGAAAAUUGGGAUGACGAGGUUAGCACGUCCUAUACACCAGAUCCUUCGAAGAAAGGUUCACAUAUAAUAAAAAAAGUCAAAGGCGCCACGCCCUCCGAGAGGAGAAAAGCUCGCAUGGAAGGCGUAAGGACUUACAGACCACCGGAGGAUUCUUAAAUUAAUGUAAAUAUAAUGUAUUUAAUAUACAUGCGAGCAAAAAAAUGGGAACACAUUAUCUGGAGAUUUUUUGAAUACUAUAAAAGUAAGUAAAUACUCUUAAAUUAUAAAUAAAUAUUGACCUUAUUAUUUCAUUUAAAGUCGCUCAUUUCCACAUUAUAAAACAUCUUGCAAAUAACAAUAACAGCUACAUAUUAUACCUUUACCUUAACUGGUAUUAAAUUAUUAAACGUUAAGGUACAAAGAAUAUUCAGGCAAAACCGCUACUAGGUUAUUUCAGUAAGAAUCUAAUAUUUAUCUGUUUAUUUACAGAAAUGUGUUACAUUUUAUUUGCUCGCCAGUUUACAAUUAUUAUAUAAACGAAGACGCCAUUUUGUUAAUGUUGAAAUUUAUCGACGUUAAAUCGAAAUAAAGUUUAAAGCGGACUCUUCAUAUAUUCACAAAUGAAGCGAGAAAUAUUGACACUUCAUAUUAUUUUUUUAAUAUCAAUACAGGGUUAAAACACAAACCAUAUUUAAGGAUUAUAUGGGCGACAUGAUAAACUACUUUUUUUUUCUUUAGGAGUUUUGAUAAUUCGUUAUAUAUUUUAAUUUCAUAUAUUUUAGAAUUUAAUUAAAUUCACUUUAGGUAGAUUCAAUUGAGAUGCGACUGUAACUUAAACAUUAUCAGAGCUAUUAAUAAACAAGGUUUAGCGUCAGAGUAAAUUAACGCUAAAAUUCCAAUUUUAGAUUUUAUUAUUAGACCAAACUCAUAUUACACAGAGAAUAAGCAAACCUACUACCUUCUAGGAGUAUAUAUUACCCACGUAGAACCUCGCACUCGGUAAACCUUUGCCAAGUCUCUGUAUAAUAAUAUGAAUUUUGACUAAUACUAAGUGCAGUCUCAGCGUAAAUUUACUCCGACUCAAAACCUUGUUUAUUAAUAACAAUAGCAGAAUUGGCAACCAUAGUUAAAAUACAUAUAUAAAAAAAUCUUUUAUAAAUAACCCUAUAUAUGAAAAUAAAAUUACAUCAUAAAAAUGUUAAGACCACGUCACAGGACAUAGCCGUACAAGAUGUCCCUUAACUGUCAAUUAAAGUUUGGAAGUAUUUUUGAGUUAAGUAUAAAACUAUUUAUAAGUGUGCUUAAAGCAAAAUGUCUGCGAUCGAUUUUGGACUUAAAAGUCAUUGUAUAAGGUUUAGAUUUAAUAAAAUUACCUAUAGCUCUUGUUGAUUUUAUUUGUUUAAAAUAAUAUAUGCAAUAUUAUUAUAUGCCAGGACUUCGUGGGAUAUAUUAGUUAGGUAUACUGAACAACUUUUACUAUGGGAGCAACACUGAAUUCAUGAAAAAAUGCGUAUUACAAUUUUAUAUGAAACAGCUGAUUGGUUUUUCGUGAAUUCAGCGUUGCUGCCAUAGUAAAAGUUGUUCAGUAUGCUUAACUUAUUCAUUCCACGAAGUUCUGGCACAUAAUAUUACACCUUAUAUGUCGAACAUGAUAAUCAACAUAUUAAGAGUAUUUUCUUCUGUAAGUCAAAAAUAUCUUUAUUCAAAUAAACUUACUAAAAGUACUAUUGAAUCGUCCGACGUUCCUUUCCCCUACUACUCGUUCUGGACGUCUUUUGGCUAAUAAGAAGAACGCGCCAGAAACUCGCCAGAUCUAAUACAAUUAAGUAAAGUUUAAAGAGACAAUGUAAUUACCUAAUCAAUAAAUACAAUAUUAAAUAAUUAUGUGUAAUAAAUAAAUGAAAAACGACCAAAUAAUUUAUAUAAAUAAAAUGUAUAAUGGUUAAUAAAAUUUUGUUAAGAAAUUAAAUCAUAAAAAUAUCACAAAUUAAGUUCAUUUUCAACUUUCAAAGCCUGCGAUGACUGUUUUUGAGAACACUUAUGUUGAUUGUCAUUUAUGACGUGGAUGUAGUUACCAAACUGAAAUUUAUAUAUAGCUGACGCUAGAUGGCGCUUUUUGUGAUAAUUUGAUGUUAGUUUAUCAAUGGCAUGCAUAAUGUGACCAUUUUUUUCAUGUGAAAAGGGGACGCCGACGGAAUUUUUUAAAUAGGAAAAUAUCAUAUUAUAUUUAAUUUACAAGCUAAAUACAAAUAAUGAUUUGAAAUGUGACUCAUUAGAUGUGGUAUCUUACCCUCACUGUAAAAUAUGGUUACAUUAGGCAUGCAUGCUCAUUCGAUAAUAUGUUUUGCGUCUUUUAUUAUACCUAAUUUUAAUGAUUCAAUCUGUGAAUCCGGUUCAGUUUCUUAUAUACUUGCGCAAAUGAUAAAUUAUUCUGAAACUUACAAAUGAAAGUAAAUACAUAGAUUAGUAGAAAUAAAUUUCGUUUAAUUCAUUGAUUAUUUAUAGACUAAGAUUUAAUUCAGCUAUAGUAUUAGCGUGAAACAUAUUUUAAGUGAAUGUGGUUGUUGAUAUCGUUAAAAAAUAAGAAUAUAAGUGUAAUCACAUUUCUUUGUAUGGAAAUUUGAUAUUUUGUUGUGAAAAUUGUGCUUAACUCUGUAGUUAAAAAAAUAAUUUGAAAACAAGACACUGAUUUUCUAGAAAUCAGUUAAAAUAAAAUUGUGAAAGUCGCUUAAAUGACUUGUUAUGACAAAAAUAUUAUACAUAAAUAUCUUUAUUCUACGGACAGGUAGAUAUGUGUAAACGUCUUGAUUUUUUUUUCUCAUUAAUUUUAAUUAUUGAUUUAAUUUUGUACCUAAUUCUAACAUUGACUAUGAUUUUGUGAAUUUUACGUCUUUAUAAAAUAAAAUGUUUGAUCG
Messenger RNA from Diatraea saccharalis (sugarcane borer), 3554 nucleotides. The record is from the annotation of a GenBank genome assembly. Lineage: Eukaryota; Metazoa; Arthropoda; Insecta; Lepidoptera; Crambidae.